Messenger RNA from Megalobrama amblycephala (Wuchang bream), 3884 nucleotides. Its product is annotated as NACHT, LRR and PYD domains-containing protein 3-like. NCBI's taxonomy places the organism in Eukaryota, Metazoa, Chordata, Actinopteri, Cypriniformes, Xenocyprididae. Gene Ontology annotation, molecular function: protein binding. The coding region runs from base 79 to 3615 and encodes 1178 amino acids. The transcript has 10 exons. The record is from RefSeq and is a predicted model, not a curated record.
UCAAGACAGUUCAAGCUCAGCGGAGGAACGAGAAACAUUCACAUCGUCAUUAUUCAUGCUGUGAAGUUGUGAAGGGUGAUGGCGUCUGUUGAAGAUCUGCUCAAGAAUUCACUGGAGAAUCUGGUGAAAGAUGAUCUGAAAAAGUUUCAGUGGCACUUAAAGAAAGAUCAUAAGUACAUAUCAAAUUCUGAAAUGGAGAAUGCAGGCAUAUUAGACACAGUAGAUAAAUUGGUGGACUGUUUUGGACCAGAAGAAGCUGUGAAGAUCACGGUGGAGAUCCUGAGGAAGAUGAACCAGAAUAAUCUGGCUGAGCAGUUAGAGAAAAAUCACAAGCAAGGUUCAACUGCAGACGAGAGUCAAGCUACUGUUCAAGAUUACACAAAGACCAGCCGCAGACUAAAGAACAAAUUAAAACAGGACUACGAGCAGAUAUUGGUUGGUAAUUCACAGACGGGUCAUCGGAAAUACCUGAACGAUAUCUACACUGAUUUAUAUGUUGUGGAGAAUGAGACUGGAGGAAGAGUGAACGACCAUGAGGUGAUGCAGAUUGAAUCAAGUCACAACCCACUGACUGCCAAGGAGAAGCCAAUCGAGUGUAAUGACAUGUUUAAAGUCCAGUGUGACACAGGUCGACGAAACAGAAAAGUGCUGACAAUAGGGAUUGCAGGAGUGGGAAAAACUGUCUCUGUUAAUAAAUUCAUCUUUGACUGGGCUGAAGGAACAGAAAAUCAGGAUAUAGUCUUCAUAUUUUCACUUCCAUUCCGUAGAUUGAAUUUGAUUGAAGAAGAGUACAGUCUCAUGGGAUUGCUUAACAAAUACUUCUUUAGUAGUUCUGAAGAACUGCUCUCUCUUCCUGAAGGUGACGGUAAAGUCAUGUUCAUCUUUGAUGGGCUGGAUGAAUGUCGGUUUCCUUUGAGCUUUAAAGGAGAUGACAUAUUUACAAGUGUAAAUGAAAAAACAACAGUGAGUAAGAUAAUAAUAAACCUUAUCAAAAGACAUCUGGUUCCCUCUGCUCUCAUCUGGAUCACAUCUAGACCAGCAGCAGCCAGUCUGAUACCCCGUGACUACAUUGAUCAGGUGACUGAGGUGCGUGGAUUCAACAAUGAACAGAAAGAGCAAUACUUCAUCAAAAACAGUCCUGAGGUUUCUGAAAACAUUAUCCGUCACAUCAGGAAAUUCAGGAGCCUGUACAUCAUGUGCCAUAUCCCUGUCUUCUGCUGGAUCUCUCUUACUGUUCUUCAGCCUCUACUUGCUCGAGAAAGCAAUGACAAAACUCCCACAACUCUCACAGAGUUGUACACAAGCUUCUUAAUUUCUCAGCAGCAACAGAUGGAAGAAAAAUACUGUGAUGACCCUGAACCUAAAGCCAAUGCAAGGUGCUUUGAUGAGAUUCUUCUGAAGCUUGGGAAACUGGCCUUUCAUCAGCUGGAGAAAGGAAACCUGAUUUUCUACAAAGAAGAUCUUGAGGAAUGUGGACUAGAUGUCAGCGAAGGAUCUGUGUACUCUGGGUUAUGCACUCGAAUGUUUCAGGAGGAGAAGGUUUCAAAAAGAAACAUUUACAGCUUCAUACAUCUCAGCGUACAGGAAUUCCUUGCUGCUCUUUAUGUGUUUUUAAUUAGCAAAGACAAGAAAACAAACCCAUUUCUUGAAUCCUGGAUAGAAAAACUGAAAUGCAAUCUCUCCAAAAAGCCACUGUUUAGACUUCAUAAGGCUGCAAUCAACAAGGCUUUACAAAGUGAGAAUGGACACCUGGACCUUUUCCUCCGGUUCCUUCUGGGUCUCUCACUGGAUUCUAAUCAGAGUGACCUGAAGGAACUACUGCCAAAACUGAAACUGAAAACAGAGAAUGUUAAAGACACUGUUGACUAUAUUAAACAGACAAUAGAGACAGAGAAAUCAGUGGAAAGAACCAUCAAUCUCUUCUAUUGUCUGAGCGAGCUAAGAGAUGACUUUGUGAAAGAAAUACAGAAGAAUCUUAGCUCAGGAAAUCUUUCAGCACAUAAUCUCUCCUCUGCUCAGUGGUCUGGUCUGGUGUUUGUGCUCCUCAUGUCAGAAGAGACUCAAGAGAAGUUUGAACUGCAGAAAUACAGAAGAUCUGAGGAAGCACUGAUGAGACUGCUGCCAGUGAUCAAAAACACUAGAAGAGCACUGCUACAGUGCUGUAAUCUCACUGCUCAGUCCUGUGAAAGUUUGUCUUCAGUAUUACAAUCCUCAAAAUCUGUCCUGAGAGAGCUGGACCUGAGUAACAAUGACCUGCAGGAUUCAGGAGUGAAUCUUCUUUCUGAUGGACUGAAGAAUCCAAACUGUCCACUGGAGAUACUGAGAUUUCAAACAUGUAAUCUCACGGCUCAUUGUUGUGAGAGUUUGUCUUCAGCUCUACAAUCCUCAAACUCUGUCUUGAGAGAGCUGGACCUGAGUAACAAUGACUUGCAGGAUUCUGGAGUGAAGCGUCUUUCUGAUGGACUGAAGAGUCCAAACUGUUUGCUGGAGAUACUGAGAUUUCAAACAUGUAAUCUCACUGCUCAGUGUUGUGAGAGUUUGUCUUCAGCUCUGCAAUCCUCAAACACUGUCCUGAGAGAGCUGGACCUGAGUAACAAUGACCUGCAGAAUUCUGGAGUGAAGCUUCUUUCUCAUGUACUGAAGAAUCCAAACUGUCCACUGGAGAUACUGAGAUUUCAAACAUGUAAUCUCACUGCUCAUUGUUGUGAGAGUUUGUCUUCAGCUCUACAAUCCUCAAACUCUGUCUUGAGAGAGCUGGACCUGAGUAACAAUGACCUGCAGGAUUCUGGAGUGAAGCUUCUUUCUGAUGGACUGAAGAGUCCAAACUGUCAGCUGGAGAUAAUGAGAUUGUCUGGCUGUAUGGUGACAGAGGAAGGCUGUGAUUAUGUGUCUUCAGCUCUGAGUUCAAACCCUUCAUACCUGAGAGAGCUGGAUCUGAGCUACAAUCACCCAGGAGAUUCAGGAGUCAAGCUUCUCACUGAUAAACUCAACCAUUUGGACUACAGACUGGAUAAACUCAAUGUGGAUCAUGGAGGAGAGAUCAGGAUUACAGCAGGAGUACGCAAAUAUUCCCAUCAGCUCACUCUGGAUCCAAACACAGCACAUAAACUCCUCCGACUGUCUGAGGGGAACAGAGUGAUUGCUGACACUGACACAGAUCAGGCGUAUCCUGAUCAUCCAGACAGAUUUGAUUGUUAUCAGCAGGUGUUGUGUAGAGAGAGUGUGUGUGGACGCUGUUACUGGGAGAUUGAGUGGAGUGGAUUUGUGGAUAUCUCAGUGUCAUAUAAGAGCAUCAGGAGGAAGGGAUCGGAUAAAGAGUGUUGGUUUGGAUCUAAUGAUCAGUCCUGGAGUUUGUAUUGCUCUUCCUCCAGUUACUCAUUCAUUCACAAUAACAUAAAGACUCUUCUCCCUGUAAAGUCCAUCAGCAGGAGAAUAGGAGUGUAUGUGGAUCACAGGAGAAUAGGAGUGUAUGUGGAUCACAGUGCAGGAACUCUGUCCUUCUACAGCGUCUCUGGAGAGACAAUGAGCCUCAUCCACACAGUCCAGACCACAUUCACUCAACUGCUCUAUCCUGGGUUUGGGGUUUAUUCUCGAUCAUCAGUGAAACUGUGUUGAAGAGAACAGACUGUAGAGAGAUUCUACCCACAAUGCUUUGAGCUCAUGAUGAAUCAGUGACUGUCACACACCAGCUUGACUAGAUGAUCCAAGAUAAGAGGCUUCGACGCAGAAAGACGAUGAACACUUUUAUUUAAUAAACACUUGCACAAAACGUUAACACAAGACAAUGAACAUAAGAUGACUGAGGGUUUAAAUACAAUAGAUAACAAAGAGACUGAUGGUGAUGAGUUGUCAUGGUUACAAAUGAGGGUUGCUAUGGAAAUGAG